Molecule: messenger RNA, 2183 nt
Organism: Brienomyrus brachyistius
Lineage: Eukaryota; Metazoa; Chordata; Actinopteri; Osteoglossiformes; Mormyridae
Gene: vps28
Product: VPS28 subunit of ESCRT-I
Exons: 10
Coding region: 101-772 (223 amino acids)
Biological process (GO): protein transport to vacuole involved in ubiquitin-dependent protein catabolic process via the multivesicular body sorting pathway
Cellular component (GO): ESCRT I complex
Molecular function (GO): protein-containing complex binding
Source: RefSeq, a predicted model, not a curated record
CGGACACCUCGCCGUGUUUCCGUGUUCGGUCUGCGACGGGUGUGUUUGGUUCGACGUCAUUUAAUCUGGGAAGAAGCCAAGUACACUUUUCAGAGCCGCCAUGUUUCACGGAAUCCCCGUCAGCACAGGGAUGGGAGGAGCUGUUCCUCCUAAGCCUGAAUUGUAUGAAGAAGUCAAGCUGUAUAAGAAUGCAAGAGAGCGGGAAAAGUAUGACAACAUGGCGGAACUGUUUGCUGUGGUGAAAACACUGCAAGCCUUGGAGAAGGCGUACAUAAAGGACUGCGUGACCCCAAAUGAGUACACGGGUGCCUGCUCCAGGUUGCUGGUACAGUACAAAGCUGCUUUCAAGCAGGUCCAGGGUUCUGAUGUGGGCACUAUUGAUGAGUUCUGCAGGAAGUAUAGGCUGGACUGCCCAUUAGCUAUGGAGCGAAUCAAAGAAGACCGGCCAAUAACCAUCAAAGAUGACAAAGGCAACCUCAAUCGCUGCAUUGCUGACAUUGUCUCUCUCUUCAUCACUGUGAUGGACAAGCUACGUUUGGAGAUCCGGGCCAUGGAUGAGAUCCAGCCAGAUCUUCGGGAGCUGAUGGAGACCAUGAACAGGAUGAGCAACAUGCCCCCUGACUCGGAGACCAAGGACAAGGUCAACCUAUGGUUGACCACUCUGAGCAGCAUGUCGGCCUCCGAUGAGCUGGACGACUCCCAGGUCCGGCAGAUGCUCUUUGACUUGGAGUCGGCCUACAAUGCCUUCAACCGUUUCCUGCACUCCUCGUAAACCUUAGUCAGCUCAUCCUACACACCUCUACUCCCCUCCUGCCUACAUAAACCCCGUCCAGCUCCUACUGCACUCCCGUUUGCCAUUUUUUAUAUGCUAUAGAUCAUCGCGGGCGUCCCCUGAAACAGCAGAUGCAGUGUUUUUAUCUUUCUUCUGAUCCAGUCCUGAGAUAUUAUUCUCUUUAUUUAUUGUUCAUUGUAAUCCACUCCCCUCCUUUUACCCUCUUUUUCUCUUUUUGUGCCGGGGUCCUUACUAGUGAGUAAGAGGAGCCUCACACAAUGCCUGUUUCUGCUCUGCUAAAUGGGUACAAGUUCAGAGCCUUUCAUCCAACACCCUCGGUCUGGAUAGCAUUGAGUCGGGUUAACAGAGAAAGCCUGAAUACCAUGAGGGAACAUCUUCAUAGAAAAUCCCUGAAGGUGCACAGUGAGUCUGGCUGUAGCAGUGUCUCCCAGUCCGGUCCUCGUGGAGCCACAGAGAAUCCACAUUUUUGCUCCCUCCCACCUGCUGGUAACAAUGCAAACUGUCUGGCAGGGAGCUGGGAGGGACCAUGGACUGACAGUGGGUCCCUGUCCCUGUUGGUUUCAGCUGCUGCUGUUUCUCAACAAGUGUCACAGAGUUGAAUCCUAUUGUUUCUACACAUGGCUGUUUUUUGUGCCAGAUAUUCCUGUAUGGCAGAUCGCUCUAGGAAAAAAUACUUUUUUCUGUUUAGUUGGUGAUAGGAGUUUGAGUUUCUAUUUAAAGUUUGAAUUAACAGUUGAAACUCUUCAUGAAAAUUAAUCUUAGAAACAGUCUCUUUUAAUGCUAAAACAACUAAUAUCCCAAUGUUUGAAAUUUUAUAUGCUAUUCAAAUAAGCUCUGGCCUUCCUGUGGUUUAUAAAGUGAAUGGGAACGUUGAUGGUGUCGCCAAAUAUCAGCCAGUCUUUCUGACAGUCUAGUAAGAUAUUUGAGGUGCCACUUUUUCAGGCAAUCAUUAGAGAAGAAUAGGAAACAGGCUAGGAAGCAGGAAGCGGGUGAUGAAGAGUAAAGACACGAAGAGUGCUCCAGUGUUGUGCCGUCAUCGUGCUGGAAUCAGACAGCAGCCUGUUGCUACAAUAAGCAUUACAAUUUCACUGUUUUCCCACUUAAUUUUAAGCCAUUGAUUCUGUUAAGUAAAUAACAUGCUCGAUAUUGUAAGUUUGUGGAGGAGUUUGGCGUUCUUUAUGUAGCUCUGUGGAGCCUGAUUGGGGUGGCACUGCCAACGAUGGCUAUGCAGAGGUGCGUCCUGUGCUUUCUGCUCCCGCAAAUCAUACUCUUUUCUCGUUUCUCCAACUCAGUCACAACAUUGGUUAUUGGAAGUAUUUAUUGGUUAGGUUCCUCUUUGUAAAUAUUAAUGCAACCUCUUUUUAAAAAUAAAAAUAUCUACCUCCAGAAA